Dendronephthya gigantea is the source of this 1981-nucleotide messenger RNA. RefSeq names its product protein O-glucosyltransferase 2-like. Gene Ontology annotation, molecular function: glucosyltransferase activity; protein binding. The record is from RefSeq and is a predicted model, not a curated record. The transcript has 10 exons. NCBI's taxonomy places the organism in Eukaryota, Metazoa, Cnidaria, Anthozoa, Malacalcyonacea, Nephtheidae. Bases 138 to 1655 code for a protein of 505 amino acids. Gene Ontology annotation, cellular component: endomembrane system.
UUGAUAUUAACCAAUGAUAUUAACCAAUGGGAUAUUAACUCACUUUCAGCUACGGACCUGCUGUGCAAUAUAUUCAAAUGUAUGCGCCAGGCAUGUAGUCGUUCACUGAGUUUCAACGUAAGCAAAGAAUUGAAACUAUGAUCGUAUUUUAUAGGAAUAUACGGGCUGUUGUGGUGAUAUCAUGUUACCUUGUCGCGUCCUGCGCUUUGUCUGCCAGCAUACCUAAUGCAAAAAAGACCAAAGUUUGGGGUCCAGGUUUAAGGACAGAUAUCGUACUACCUGCAAGAUACUUCUUUAUUCAUGCUGCCGAUAAAAACGGAAAGCUUUUAAAAGAGUCCCCAGGAGAUAACACGUUCCAGGUUGAAUUAAGUAGGAGAGGUGGAGAUAGAGUAAGAGCCUGGAGGCAAGUGCUUGAUCGUCACGAUGGCUCAUUUCUUGUUUUGUACCGAGCAUACGAGAGUGUUGACGAGCUCUUCAUUAAUGUUAAAUACAAUGGAAAGGAUGUAGCAGAGUCACCUUAUGUAUUGCAAGAAUUUUACCAUGAGAACUGUGAUUGCCCUCAAAAAAACAGCAGCGUUUGGAGCGAAGCUAUGGGAUGUCCAGCAACGUACAAACAGAUUGACAAGGAUCUUGCCAAGUUCAAAAAAAUUGAUCGUGGAAAAGUGGCUAAAGAAGCCAUAGAGAGAUUUGGACAGCAUCAUGCUCUUGUUCACUAUCGAAUUAUUAAAAAUAAAAUAUAUCGCAAAACAUUUGGAAAACAUGUUGGGUUUGCUCAAUUCAUGGAUUCCUGGUUGUAUUCUUUAAUGCGCAAGGUAAAACUACCAAAUGUUGAAUUUUUUGUCAACCUUGGUGACUGGCCCUUAGAGAAAAGACGCUCUAGUCCGCUGCCCAUUUUCUCCUGGUGUGGAUCCGAAGAUUCAGAAGAUAUUGUCAUGCCAACCUAUGAUAUAACACAAUCUGUUACUGAAACUUUGGGAAGAAUCUCGUUGAGUAUGCAAUCCGUGCAAGCUAACACUGGCCCAAAAUGGCAGGACAAGAUACCCAAAGCAUUUUGGCGCGGGCGAGACAGUCGACAGGAACGAUUAGAUUUCGUUGUCAUGGCCAGAAAAAAGCCUGAACUUUACGAUGCAGCCUUGACAAACUUCUUCUUUUUCCCUUACGAUGAGGCGAAAUAUGGCCCUAAAGGACAGCAUGUCUCUUUCUAUGAUUUCUUCAAGUACAAGUACCAGAUAACCAUCGAUGGGACAGUGGCUGCGUACAGGCUCCCGUAUCUGUUGGCAGGAGACUCGGUAGUUUUCAAACAGGAUUCGGAGUAUUAUGAACAUUUUUACAAAGAACUCGAACCUUGGGUACAUUACAUUCCUUUCAAAAGAGAUUUGAGCGAUCUUGAGCCGAAUCUGAACUGGGCAAUGGCCAAUGAUAAAAAGGCAGAGAAAAUCGCUUUGCAAGCACGGGAAUACGUCCGCGAGAGGCUCACUCCAGAACAUAUAUAUUGCUAUUACUAUGUGCUACUAAAGAAAUUUGCCAAACUUCAGAAAACGAAACCGAAGGAAUAUGACGAUAUGGAGUUCAUUGCCCAACCAACCGACGAUAAAAGUAGUUGUGAAUGUAAAAGGAAAAAGAAAAAGCAGGCGAAAAGCCACGACGAACUAUAACGACGACUUAGGACGAUAUGCUCCGAAAAAGCACCGUUUCUUUGGUCUUCCCAAUUGAUAUAAACUAGCUAAAUAUUUUUUUAAAUUAUGUCUCGAAUUGUUCUUUAUUUCUUGAUAUUGACUUGUUUAGAUCUUGUUUAACAAGUUUCAACCAUUUCGUUCUAUAAACUUUUUUACAAUUCUUGUAGUUUUCGUUAACAUUUCAAAUACAAUCGCGUUUAAGAUUUUUUCCCUAAAUCUCCAUGUCAAAACCAUGCAUAACAUAUUUUACGACAGAUAUUUUAUGAUAAUUUAAUAUUUUUUAUACAAAAUUCAAGGGGCGGAAU